AUAAAGAAAGGCAAGAAAAGAGAGUAAGCAAAGACAAAGGUUCUGAAAACUCCAUAAUUAUUCAAAUUAAUUCCUUGAAAAAACCCAAUAGCAGUGGUGUAAUUCCCCCUACUUAAUCAACCCUUGAAGGACCUAUCAAAAAAUUUCUACAAAGGGACACCACAAAGCAAAGAAAUAGGGAAAGAGAAACAUCACACAGAAAGAAGGCAUCACACAUAUCUUUUUUCUUUUGCAAACAGCUGAAAAUUUUCUCAGAAGCAAGAAGGCAUGCAUAGAGCUGUUCUUCAGAGCUCACCAGUGCAACAAAUGAUGGCUGCUGGAAACCCUAACUGGUGGAACAUCAAUAUCAAUACCAUGCCUCCACAAGCUCCUCCUUUCUUCUCAUCUCCUUCUAACUUUCCCAUCCCUUAUGCUCCCACUUCUCUCCCUUUUCCUUCUUGGAAUGAAAAUCAAGACCUUCCUGAGUCAUGGAGCCAGCUACUCAUGAGUGGGGUGGUGGAUGAACAAGGUAAGGUUGGGAUGGGCCAGUUUCAGACAAAGAAGUUGGAGAACUGGGAGGAUCAAAUGCUAGGUCAGCCUCCAAACGCUUCUCUUGUUGAUGUUAAACAAGAAAAUUCAGUUAACAGCUAUGUAUACGGCCAUGGAAACGAAGAGCUUCAGUCAUCAAAGCCAUCCUGGUCUCCGAAAUCCUGUGCCACGAGUUUCAGUAGCAACAUGUUAGAUUUCUCUAACAGUAGUAGCACAGAUGCAAGGCUUCCUCCACCAGAUCGAGCUUCUGAGUGCAAUAGCACUGCAGCUGGUGGGGCACUGAAGAAAGCUAGGGUUCAACCCUCUGCUACAACACAGGCUACAUUCAAGGUUAGAAAGGAGAAGUUAGGCGACAGAAUUACAGCUCUUCAUCAGCUCGUUUCCCCAUUUGGGAAGACUGACACAGCCUCUGUCUUGUUAGAAGCUAUUGGGUAUAUCAGAUUCCUUCAGAGUCAAAUUGAGGCCCUUAGCUUACCAUACUUGAGCGGUGGACCAGUGAGUGGGAGGCAGCAGAAUUCUGUUCAAGGAGAGAAGAAUUGUAUAUUCCCUGAAGACCCUGGUCAGCUGCUGAAUAAUGAGAACGGCUUGAAAAGGAAAGCAGCUGGAGAACCGGAUACUGAAGAAAAGAAGGGGCUGAGGAGUAGAGGAUUGUGUCUGGUUCCAGUGUCAUGCACACUGCAAGUUGGAAGUGACAAUGGAGCAGACUAUUGGGCACCUGCCCUAGGAGGGGGCUUUCGUUAGGACAAGUUUACAAUUAGGGCAGCAUAUACAUAUAAAUAUAUGGUAGCAUGCAAAGAGGUAAAUUCAUGGAAAUGAUAUAACAUCAUGAGCAGUCAAUCUGCUUAAAAAUCUAAGGCUGAUUGCUCAUGAUGCUAUACUUCCUUCCUGAAUAAAAUGUGUGCUAGCUAGCUCUGACAGUAGUAUUUGCUAGCCCUUAAUUAGAAGACUUCAUAAUUCAUGGAAAAUCAAGCUUAGUUUUCUUUAUUUUCGUUAAUUAGCUUAAUUAAGAUGAUGGUACGUACUAAUGCGCUAUAUUUCGAUGUAUAUGCAAUAUUUGUAUGAUUAAUCAUUUGAAUAUGCUACUUUUUUAGCAGCAUUAAUUGAACUGAUCCAUGACCAUUGUUAUA
Molecule: messenger RNA, 1655 nt
Organism: Vigna radiata var. radiata (mung bean)
Lineage: Eukaryota; Viridiplantae; Streptophyta; Magnoliopsida; Fabales; Fabaceae
Product: transcription factor bHLH68-like
Exons: 9
Coding region: 268-1269 (333 amino acids)
Biological process (GO): regulation of transcription by RNA polymerase II
Cellular component (GO): nucleus
Molecular function (GO): RNA polymerase II cis-regulatory region sequence-specific DNA binding; DNA-binding transcription factor activity, RNA polymerase II-specific; protein dimerization activity
Source: RefSeq, a predicted model, not a curated record